AUGAUGCACAGAUUGUCUUUUGCAUAUUUCCCUGUGUCUUUGAACCAGGUGAGAAGCAGGACGUCAGAGGCAGCCGGGCCCCACCAGCACUGCGACAAGUGCCAUAACCUCCACUGUCACAUCUCCAGAACGUGUGCGGUAAUUAAGUGUCGUAAAAACUGUGGGGCCUGCCUUCAUCUGUGCAAGGAGGAGGACCACCUUCUCCUCUGUCCUAAUGAGACAGUUCCAUGCAUUAAUGCCAACUUUGGAUGCCCGCUGACUAUGCCCCGCUUUCGGCUGUCCCAACACCUGCGCACCUGUCCCGCCAGUGUUGUCUGCUGUUCUCAAGACUGGAAUCGUUGGCCCAUUCCUGAUGAUACUCCACCAUUUUAUACAAACAUUUCACAAGAGCGUCAAACUAGACAACCUCUAGAUGUUGCUAUGGCACUAAGAGACCAAGAAAUACUUUUUCGAUCUAUCAAAAUGAGGAGCGUGUUCCCUGAGCUGAUGGUUGAUGAUUCUGACCCCAGGUCUAGUGCUUCUGUCGAUACGACUGACAAUUCUCCAUUGUGUGAUGAGAAACUCGCUGAAUGUUGUGCAGAAACAAAAGAAAAAGAGUUGAGCCAAGAAGAGAGAGAUGCCUUGGCAAGAAGUAGGAAUGUUGAGAAUAUUCAGAACUACAACUCCUGGGAAAAGAUGUUUAAGAAGGAAAUGGAUGGAUGCAAGGAAACUGUCAAAAACCUGGAGAGGAAUGAAGAAAGAAAGGAAGAGAAGGCAGGGGAGAAAUCACACAGCUGUCAAAGAGAGACAAGAGGGGAAUAUUAUUUGAGCAGUGGACAUGGAGACACUAGUACAGCUGCUACCGCUUUAGGCGAGAAUGGUGCAACAGGACUAGCUCCCUGGCAAGAUGGGGUCCUGGAGAGGUUAGAAAGACAAGUCCAAAUGUCCGAAUAUGACAUGUAUCUAGUUCACAAUGGGGCCAUGCUUAUUAACUUUGGUAUACUUCCAGCGUGCACCCCAAGAGAGAAGGAUUUUGUCUAUGGAAAACUUGAGCCGAUUGAGGUGAAGACUGUUCGCUCUUUCAAAGUUCCUACGAGUUACCGAGCAAGACGAUGCCAACUAAAAGACCCCACCAGAAAGAUCAAAAUGGUUCAUCAGUGUGUAGAUACUGCAGAUCUGGGGGUGUUAAUCGAAGAUCUUCCAAAAUGCAGUGAAGUACCCAUGGCACUUCUAUGUGCAUUGGAAAAAGAAUUGAAAGGACAUUCAGUAUCGCAGAAUACAUCCACUGAUGCACUGUAUGACGAGGUAGGAACACAAACAUAUGACUUCCACUCAGCACCAUUUCAAACUGACAUGUGUCUUGCUGAUAUUGCACCAAACCACAAUAGUCUGUAUGUCAAUGUUGAAACUGAACCAGUGACGAGAAGGCAUAACAGAAGCAGUUCGACCUUUAGCUUCUUUUGCGGACACUUCUUCCGGCGUGAUGAGUUUAGCUCACACUUUAAAAACGUGCACUCCGACAUCCAAUCUUGUCUGAAUGGAUGGUUCCAGCAGCGCUGCCCCCUAGCAUACCUGGGCUGCACUUACACCCAGGCAAGGUUUCAUCCUUCAGGUCAACAGGCCACAAUAAAGUACUGCCAAGAUGUCAAUGCUCUUGUCCUUCAGCCUGAAGCCUUCUCUUCUUCUUCCUCCAUCUGCCAAAACAUGAAGAAAGACCCCCAAAUGGAUCACCUGAGCAAAUUGCCCUCAGAGGUCCUCCAACACAUUGCGAGUUACCUUGACAGUUUCACAUUGUCCCAGCUGUCCCAGGCCUCACGCCGAAUGAGGGAUGUUUGUGGCACGUUUUUGCAGGAGAGAGGAAUGGUCUCCCUUAAGUGGGAAAAGGAGACAGAUUCCACUGGGAGGACUGCCUGGAAGUGUCAAAAGAAAGUAUGGACCUUCAGCUUUGUGUUUUCCACUGUGGAUAGAUGGAGCUUUAGUGACAAUCCCUCUAUGUCAGAGCACCUACAGAGCUGCCCCUACUACCAGAGAGAGGAGCGCUGUGAACCUGUGGCCUUACCCGGCCUAGGAGAGGUCACAGACACACAGGGGAAAGCCUGUCCCAGCCGAUAACACCCAGGCCAGGGAAUCUGCAGUAGCUCCAGUGGCAUGUAUUUACAACUACUCACAUAUGUCUUUUGUCAACAGUGCCUCCCUCUCAGAUAUAAAUAGGGCAGUAAUCACAUGUACAUACUGUUCUUUUUGGCAUCUGGUUUGGAGUUUAAAGAUAAAUGUAGUUAUAUUUCACUAACAUCUAGGCAUUUGAUGCAAAACUAUUGAUGGUGAUGAAAAUGUCGAGACUGACGUCAUUUACUUUAAAACUAUCCGCAAUUUCAUCUCGCAUAAUGUGGAACAGUGAUACUGCUUUUUAGUGGGACGAGACUGACAUCUAGCGGACAGAUGUUGUAUUUCAAUGACCAGUGCUCGAUUUAAGUUCAGUUCAAGUGUUUUCCACAGGUUUAUUCUAAUCAUUUUAUUUAAUAUAUUUUGGUGUAUAAAUGCCACUUAUUGCCUCUACUGAACAAAAAAUAGUUAUAGAUUAAAAAUAGUCACUUCUCUAUUUUGUGGCAACACUACAAGCAUAAAAAGUAUAAUUUAUUUCACCAUUUUAUUUUCAGCUAGUUUUUAGACUAUGGGGGUAAAAAUGAGACUAUUUAAGCACGAUAGUUUCCUCUGUUAAUGGGAAACACUGAGUUCUCAUAUGAAAUUAAAAUUACACUUAGGUCUAUAGUCUACUUUGAGUAGCCUACACUUAUUUUGUUUUAGGUCAUAUCUUAUGCAUUAUUAUUGCAAUAGAAUUUCUCACUU
Boleophthalmus pectinirostris (great blue-spotted mudskipper) is the source of this 2826-nucleotide messenger RNA. Its product is annotated as F-box only protein 40. Gene Ontology annotation, molecular function: ubiquitin protein ligase activity; zinc ion binding; protein binding. The coding region runs from base 1 to 2091 and encodes 696 amino acids. Lineage: Eukaryota; Metazoa; Chordata; Actinopteri; Gobiiformes; Gobiidae. The transcript is spliced from 3 exons. Gene Ontology annotation, cellular component: cytoplasm. The record is from RefSeq and is a predicted model, not a curated record.